Messenger RNA from Limulus polyphemus (Atlantic horseshoe crab), 2067 nucleotides. Its product is annotated as hyphally regulated cell wall protein 1-like. The coding region runs from base 1133 to 2038 and encodes 301 amino acids. The transcript has 3 exons. NCBI's taxonomy places the organism in Eukaryota, Metazoa, Arthropoda, Merostomata, Xiphosura, Limulidae. The record is from RefSeq and is a predicted model, not a curated record.
UAAAGUGAUAUUGAUCAUUUCUUCCAGGGUCCAUCGACCUUUUAUCAUAAUAUUUUCACCGUAACUCCAUUUAAUGGCAAAACGCAGUUGAUAAGUGAUUGAAAGGCUUAUUUAAAAUAAUAUAAACUCGAUACUACAGAGACAACAGGUUAAGAAUUUUCUACUGCUUGUCAUUUUGAAAUGUUGUAGGUCAAGAACCAAUUGAAAUCAUUAAAGAAAAGCCAAUAACUUUAUGGUAUUACACCCACAUUCGCUAACAGAUCGAAACAUAACCACACACGUUAGUGGUAUUACACCCACAUUCGCUAACAGAUCGAAACAUAACGACACACGUUAGUGGUAUUACACCCACAUUCGCUAACAGAAUAUUUAGAAGAUGCAAUAGAAACAUUGGUAAAAAUUAUAACUACACUGAAUAUUUUUUCUUACUUUUUAUUCAAGAUAAAAACUAAAAUAACUAACGCGGUGGUAACAUAAAGAUGCGAAAUUUGUGUUGCGCGCCUGUAUUUCGUCUUGCGCACGUGACACAUCGUCUGUAGCCGACUUUACAUUUAAAACUAAACAUUAGCUCAGAACUAUCCUAGCUAAAAAGGUAUUAUGACGUAUAGACACACUACACUAACUGGCUUAUAAUGACGAAAACGAAGGUUUUAUAGCUUUCAGUUGCGUUGUUUUCUGCAGUAACCCGGCUUGAUGCACACACAAAGUCGUGGAAGUCGAUUACCGUGACAAGGACGGUAGAUGAGCGUUGAUUGCGUAACGUAUAAGAAGUCACGCGAGUCUGUCGGUAAGUCGCCUGCUUGGGAGGAUCGUGCUUUUUCCGGUAUAUAAAACCCGAAUUGUGCAUUCCAUAGUGUAUAUUUUAUUGUAACAUUUAUUACAGUCGUACAAAACGAGCACGUCUAGGUCAAAUUAAUGACAAUUUUGAUGUCAACUGAGCAAAAUAAGUAGUUUGUGAGAAAUUUCGAGUCACUCAGGAGAUAUCUUCACGAACACGGAAGUACUUUCGUCAGUGCAAGCCAACCCUACUGAAACAAGCAGUAAGUACACACGGAGCCUAAGUUUUAGGAGUUUAUCGUGCAGACAACCAGACAGGACAUAAAACAUCAAGCAAGCUUUCGUUAAGGCUGAGAUGCCUUAUGUCGAUGAUGACUUGCUAUGGUGUCCUGAUGCUGAUGGCAAGAUGGUGGACCUCUCUUGUCUUGAUAGCGGACCUAAUGUCAUUGUCCAACAACAACUCGACGUUCUCCAGGAACUGUCACAUACAGACUUACAUGGUUUGGUUCCGGCACUUGAAGAAGAGGAAGAAACUAUGCGACAGUUUUCUGUUCCGGAUUUCGAACUGGAUGGCAUAUUUGCUGAUAUCGAAACCAAAGUAGAAAACAGUGGCAUACUUAGUCAGCUGUUAACACCCCAGCCUCAAAUCAGUGAAAUUCAGAGCUCCCUCCGUAAAAGGAAGAGAAGAAGAAGUAGUGAAGAUUAUGGUGCAUGCUUUAAUAGAGUUGGUGCUAAUCCGGAAGAAGAUCUUCCUAUCCUAACGUUGUCAACUUGUUUCAACUCUUCUCUAACGUCCGUUAAAGACACCGAACUCGUUCAAUCCUCAAUAGAUGUCUCUAGUGUGGCAUAUCCGUCUGCAGUUGUACCUGUCAAAAGCAGUUCCUCUGUCCAAAUGACUUCUAUUUUAGCCACAGCCCUCCAAAAUCCUGGACUUCUUACCUUACCCGAGAACAAUUUCUCAGUCUUAACAGGAGCACCGGGACCGUCUAGUAGGGUUGCGCCACAAGUUACCUCUUCUUUGCUGACGAGUGCUCCACAAUCGUAUGAUUUACUAGACACUACUCUUCCUUCAUUUAUAUCCUCCGAAACUUUGGCCAGCUCACUUACAAACAGAGUAAGGAACACUAUAGCUCAUUCAGCAGCGUCAGUGACCGAUGUAACCAAUAUUUCUCACUCCACGGAAGCUUGCUCCGCACCGGAUACCACGACUAGUGGUGGAAUUGAACUUCGUACGACCUUCGGAGCAAGUAAUGGUAAGUGAAAAAUGUUCUCAUCAUAUAAAUUGACCAA